Symbiodinium sp. CCMP2592 is the source of this 393-nucleotide messenger RNA. The record is from the annotation of a GenBank genome assembly. NCBI's taxonomy places the organism in Eukaryota, Dinophyceae, Suessiales, Symbiodiniaceae.
AUGAGCCUGGCCACGGUGAUGCAGCUAGGGUGCUUGGCCCUCAUGUUCGGUCUGGCCGAUGGCCUUCGAGAGUCCAUUUACCAGCAUGCGCAGGAAGCCGAAGCUUUUCGUGACGAAUGCUGCUGCCUUGCCUUCAUGGAGUCCACGCCCACCCAGCAAGCAGAGAGGACUCUGAGCCAAGAGUCGGAGUGCGGAGAGUACAAGCUGCGGCGCCCGGACCGUCCGUUCUGGUACCACAAGUUUCAAGAAGAGUACAAAGCUCGGUGUUGCUGGACGACGGCGUGGUUUUGCAAUGACUUCAAGGAGCCCCACAAUCGCCAUCCCUUCUCAGUUGAGCGACACUCCCACAACCGGUGGUGCCUCAAAAGCUCCCCGAAUGGCACUGUAGCCUAA